This is a messenger RNA of Leopardus geoffroyi (Geoffroy's cat), 2507 nucleotides long. RefSeq names its product microtubule affinity regulating kinase 3 (gene MARK3). The record is from RefSeq and is a predicted model, not a curated record. Gene Ontology annotation, cellular component: cytoplasm; plasma membrane. Gene Ontology annotation, molecular function: ATP binding; protein serine/threonine kinase activity. Lineage: Eukaryota; Metazoa; Chordata; Mammalia; Carnivora; Felidae. Gene Ontology annotation, biological process: intracellular signal transduction; protein phosphorylation. The transcript has 18 exons. Bases 50 to 2308 code for a protein of 752 amino acids.
GUGCUGUUUUGUUUCACCCUCGCAUUGUGCAGAAGUGGAGUGGAGUAAAAUGUCCACUAGGACCCCGUUGCCAACGGUGAAUGAAAGAGACACUGAGAACCACACGUCACAUGGAGAUGGGCGGCAAGAAGUUACCUCUCGCACUGGGCGCUCUGGAGCUCGGUGUAGAAACUCUAUAGCUUCCUGUGCAGAUGAACAACCUCACAUCGGAAACUACAGACUGUUGAAAACAAUCGGCAAGGGGAAUUUUGCAAAAGUGAAAUUGGCAAGACACAUCCUUACAGGAAGAGAGGUUGCAAUAAAAAUAAUUGACAAAACUCAGUUGAAUCCAACAAGUCUACAAAAGCUCUUCAGAGAAGUAAGAAUAAUGAAGAUUUUAAAUCAUCCAAACAUAGUGAAGUUGUUCGAAGUCAUUGAAACUGACAAAACACUGUACCUAAUCAUGGAGUAUGCAAGCGGAGGUGAAGUGUUUGACUAUUUGGUUGCACAUGGAAGAAUGAAGGAAAAAGAAGCAAGAGCUAAAUUUAGACAGAUAGUAUCUGCAGUCCAGUACUGCCACCAAAAGCGGAUUGUUCACAGAGACCUCAAGGCCGAAAAUCUAUUGUUAGAUGCUGAUAUGAACAUUAAAAUAGCUGACUUUGGUUUUAGCAAUGAAUUUACUGUUGGCAGUAAACUGGAUACGUUUUGUGGCAGUCCUCCAUAUGCAGCCCCAGAGCUCUUCCAGGGCAAGAAAUACGACGGGCCGGAAGUGGACGUGUGGAGCCUGGGCGUCAUCCUCUACACUCUUGUCAGCGGGUCGCUCCCCUUUGACGGACAGAACCUAAAGGAACUGAGAGAAAGAGUAUUAAGAGGGAAAUACAGAAUCCCUUUCUACAUGUCCACAGACUGUGAAAACCUUCUCAAACGUUUCCUGGUGCUAAAUCCAAUAAAACGAGGCACUCUAGAGCAAAUCAUGAAGGACAGGUGGAUCAACGCAGGGCACGAAGAAGAUGAACUUAAACCAUUUGUUGAACCAGAACUGGACAUCUCAGACCAGAAGAGAAUAGAUAUUAUGGUGGGAAUGGGAUAUUCACAAGAAGAAAUUCAAGAAUCUCUUAGUAAAAUGAAAUAUGAUGAAAUCACAGCUACAUAUUUGUUGUUGGGAAGAAAAUCUUCAGAGCUGGAUGCUAGUGACUCCAGUUCUAGCAGCAAUCUCUCACUUGCUAAGGUUAGGCCAAGCAGUGACCUCAACAACAGCACUGGCCAGUCUCCUCACCACAAGGUGCAGAGAAGUGUUUCUUCCAGCCAGAAGCAGAGGCGAUACAGUGACCAUGCUGGACCAGCUAUUCCUUCAGUUGUGGCGUAUCCAAAAAGGAGUCAGACCAGCACUGCAGAUAGUGACCUCAAAGAAGACGGAAUUCCUUCCCGGAAAACAAGCGGCAGUGCCGUCGGAGGAAAGGGAACUGCUCCAGCCAGCCCCAUGCUUGGGAAUGCAAGUAAUCCCAAUAAGGCUGACAUUCCUGAACGCAAGAAAAGCUCUACUGUCCCUAGUAGUAAUACAGCAGCUGGUGGAAUGACACGGCGCAAUACUUACGUCUGCAGUGAAAGAACUACAGCCGACAGACAUUCGGUAAUUCAGAAUGGGAAAGAAAGCACUAUUCCUGAUCCAAGGACUCCCGUUGCUUCAACGCACAGUGUCAGCAGCGCAGCCACCCCAGACCGGCUCCGCUUCCCGCGGGGCACCGCCAGCCGCAGCACUUUCCACGGGCAGCCCCGGGAGCGGCGGACCGCCACGUAUAAUGGCCCACCUGCCUCGCCCAGCCUGUCCCACGAAGCCACACCACUGUCGCAGACUCGAAGCCGAGGCUCCACUAAUCUUUUUAGUAAAUUAACUUCAAAACUCACAAGGAGAAACAUGUCAUUCAGGUUUAUCAAAAGGCUUCCAACUGAAUAUGAGAGGAACGGGAGAUAUGAGGGCUCAAGUCGCAACGUAUCUGCUGAGCAAAAGGAGGAAAACAAAGAAGCAAAACCUCGCUCCCUGCGCUUUACCUGGAGCAUGAAAACCACUAGUUCCAUGGACCCCAGUGACAUGAUGCGGGAGAUCCGCAAAGUGCUGGAUGCCAAUAACUGCGACUAUGAGCAGAGAGAACGCUUCCUACUCUUCUGUGUCCACGGUGAUGGGCACGCGGAGAACCUCGUGCAGUGGGAGAUGGAGGUGUGCAAGCUGCCAAGACUGUCUCUGAACGGGGUCCGGUUUAAGCGGAUAUCAGGGACAUCCAUAGCUUUCAAAAAUAUUGCUUCCAAAAUUGCCAACGAGCUAAAGCUGUAACCCAGUAAUUACGGUGUAAAUUAAGUAGCAAUUUAAAGUGUUUUCCUGAACACUGAUGGAAAUGUAUAGAGUAAUAUUUAGGUAAUAACGUCUGCAUCUUCUAAAUCAUGAUAUUAAAAUAUAAGGACGAGAGCACGCCUGGGAGCGGAAGCUGGCCUUUUUUCUACGAAUGCACUACAUUAAAGAUGUGUGACACGCG